GACACUAUAUAUACGAGCAGCGGUCACAUUACGUAGGGGACGGACGCACCACGCUGUCAGUCGCUGCGGCUCGGGAAGGUCGGUCGGAGUACUAGACCGCGUUGGGUGUUCGUGGAUCACCUCUCCCUCCUUCUCUUUGCUUCCAUCGCAUAAAAAGAGAUAACUAGAACUUAACAUCAUGUGUGACGAGGACGCAACUGCGCUGGUCUGUGACAACGGCUCCGGCCUCUGCAAGGCCGGUUUCGCCGGCGAUGACGCUCCCCGAGCCGUGUUCCCCUCUAUUGUCGGCCGCCCUCGUCACCAGGGUGUGAUGGUGGGCAUGGGUCAGAAGGAUGCCUACGUCGGCGACGAGGCCCAGAGCAAGCGAGGUAUCCUGACCCUCAAGUACCCCAUCGAGCACGGCAUCAUCACCAACUGGGACGACAUGGAGAAGAUCUGGCACCACACUUUCUACAACGAGCUCCGCGUUGCCCCUGAGGAGUCCCCCACACUGCUGACGGAGGCUCCCCUCAACCCCAAGGCCAACCGUGAGAAGAUGACCCAGAUCAUGUUCGAAACGUUCAGCUGCCCCGCCAUGUACGUCGCCAUCCAGGCUGUGCUGUCCCUGUACGCCUCUGGCCGUACCACUGGUAUCGUGCUGGACUCUGGCGACGGUGUAUCUCACACCGUUCCUAUCUAUGAAGGUUACGCUCUUCCCCACGCCAUCAUGCGUCUUGAUCUGGCUGGCCGUGAUCUCACUGCCUAUCUCAUGAAGAUUAUGACUGAACGUGGCUACUCCUUCACCACCACAGCUGAGCGUGAGAUCGUCCGUGACGUCAAGGAGAAGCUUUGCUAUGUCGCUCUUGACUUUGAGAAUGAAAUGGCUCAAGCUGCUGCCACGACAUCACUGGAAAAAUCAUACGAGUUGCCCGAUGGUCAGAUCAUCACUAUUGGUAAUGAGCGUUUCCGUGCUCCUGAGGCAAUGUUCCAACCUUCUUUCUUGGGCAUGGAGUCUUGUGGCGUUCAUGAAACAGUCUACAACUCUAUCAUGAAGUGCGACGUUGACAUCAGGAAGGAUCUCUAUGCUAACACUGUCAUGUCUGGCGGUACCACCAUGUACCCUGGUAUUGCUGACCGCAUGCAAAAGGAAAUCACCACAUUGGCUCCUUCUACCAUCAAAAUUAAGAUUAUUGCUCCCCCUGAGCGCAAGUACUCCGUCUGGAUCGGUGGAUCAAUCCUGGCCUCUCUUUCUACCUUCCAGUCCAUGUGGAUUACCAAGGAAGAGUAUGAAGAAUCUGGUCCUGGAAUUGUCCACCGAAAAUGUUUCUAAUUCUUCUUUGAAUACUUCUUGAUCCACUUUAUUUGUUGAUUAAUAAAAUUCUGUUGAUUUGUUGCAUUCUCUCUGUUAUUUGCCAAUGUAGAAACGAGUGGAGAUGCGGUUGUAAAUUAUUUGCAAAACGUAACUUAAGCCCAUAAAUGAAUGUUCGUUAAAGUAAAGCUGUAACACUUUUAUGUAUACCUUCACGCUUUGCUAGAAACUAACAACCAGUUUUUGGCUUACUCUCCAUUGAUAAUCUGUAUUUUUUUUUUUUUUUUAUGUAACAACGUCAUUAAUUGGUUUAAUAAUUUGGUUUUCACUGAUUUUAUAUCAAACGUGUUUAGUCCGUAAUAUAAUAACUACUCAUUAAUAUAACAUUGUUUGAGGAAUAGAAAUAUGGGUUUCUUAAUAAAGAUAUUGAUUA
Molecule: messenger RNA, 1721 nt
Organism: Portunus trituberculatus (swimming crab)
Lineage: Eukaryota; Metazoa; Arthropoda; Malacostraca; Decapoda; Portunidae
Product: actin, muscle-like
Exons: 2
Coding region: 179-1309 (376 amino acids)
Biological process (GO): mitotic cytokinesis
Source: RefSeq, a predicted model, not a curated record